UCUUUUUAUCAUCUUAAUAUGCAUUCACUAAUCUGUGGCCUCACAUCACCUUUUUUCCAAUCUGUUGUUUUAUUUUUUUUGGUUGGGUUGAGAUGUAAUGAUCCGAGUCAUUUCCUUAUUAUAAAAUUGAAAUGUAGAACUUGUCAACUUCACAAUUAUUAAAAUAAUAAUCCCACGAUAUUCAUCAUAAACCAUGUAGAAUACCAGUUCCUACUCAGCCAUAUAUAGCUCUACUUCACUUAGUUUCUCCUUCAUUUAUCUACAAAAAUCAAAAGUGGCCAAAAAUGCAAUUAGGCAGCUCUUAUUUCUUCACCAGACGUUCAAGCAGAGGGUUGGUGUCUUGUGAAGAAUACCAUGAGGGAGCAACGGUGGCAAUUCCAUUCAAUUGGGAGUCAGAACCUGGCACGCCUAAAGUCAAGUCUUGUGAAAUCCCCCGCCUCCCUCCUCUAACGCCCCCACCUUCCUACUUUUAUGCCACUCCCAAAAGAACAUCUGUUAAACAGCACUCAAAGCCUAAACUUCUUAAUACCAUCUUCCCUAAGCGUCUCAGGAGAAAACCUCGUGUGCAACUUUCUCCUGCUGCUUCUUCUUCAUCAUCAUCCUCGUCGGCUUCUUCAUCGCGUUCAUCGUCACCGUGGCCAAGAGCGUAUUCCGUGCCAUCAUCUCCAAUAAGUGCAUCUAACUUAUAUGCAGGUAAUGAGUUACCAAGGGGAGAACUAUUCUCCGGUUCAAGGGCGGCUGACAAGGAAGACCAUGAAUACAAAUACUCCGUUUCAACUCCAUGUUUUGGUUGUGGUGGUGGAACAGGUCCUAUGUCUCGAGGUUUUUGUUCAACAAUGCUCAAGGCAUUGCUUAGGGACCGAUAAGUUAUCAUGUUCCAUGGUACUAUCCCAUCUAUAUAUAUUUCUAUGGAGUUUUGGGUUGUUAUGUAUGGUUAAAAAGUGUAGCCGGCUGUGUUACAGAAUCGAAGUCGUUUUCGUUAGUAAUUGAAAUAGAUCCUAAUGAUGAAUUAGUGGUUGGAAAAAAAGCGAAAUGUUAUCUAAA
Molecule: messenger RNA, 1044 nt
Organism: Gossypium arboreum
Lineage: Eukaryota; Viridiplantae; Streptophyta; Magnoliopsida; Malvales; Malvaceae
Exons: 1
Coding region: 285-866 (193 amino acids)
Source: RefSeq, a predicted model, not a curated record